Molecule: messenger RNA, 3453 nt
Organism: Naumovozyma castellii
Lineage: Eukaryota; Fungi; Ascomycota; Saccharomycetes; Saccharomycetales; Saccharomycetaceae
Gene: CAF130
Product: CCR4-NOT core subunit CAF130
Exons: 1
Coding region: 1-3453 (1150 amino acids)
Source: RefSeq, a predicted model, not a curated record
AUGGAAUCUGCAAACGCCCAGGUUGUUGGAUGUAUAAACAACCGACUGCUGCUUCCCCCCAUACCAUAUGCUAUGGCACAAUUAGUAACGUACACCCCCUUGAGGGAAUUGUUUGCAGAAAGAAACUAUCAACCUUCGUUGUCACAGCUGUUGAACUUGUUGAGCGAUGAUGCAUUGUUAAAUAAUCUCACUCCUAUACAGGAACAUUCUUUACUGGUGGAAUGUGUCAUUAUAGGGUUUCUCUCUACAAGAUCGGGGAAACUAUUACAAUCAGCUUUGUUUAACGACAAACACCAACAAGAUACUUUUUUGGAAAAUCAAUACAAGAAAUGGUUAACAUCCACUGAUAUUUCCAAGACGGCACAUCAAUAUUUAAGGAAAAAAUGGUCUUCCAAUAAAUUAUAUUUCCUAAAAUUUACCAAAUUCUUAUUAGUUAAUGCAGAUGGGAACAUCAACGUUGACAAGUAUACGGAACCGAUUUAUAAAUUACCAUUAAAUUUUUUAUUCGAUGACAAUACCAAUCUCAUGCCCACUUUUAUCUUGGAUAACAAGUAUAAUCUUUUGCAAGAUUACAUUUAUGCAUGUGGCCCACUUCUGAAAUGCGUAAUGAAGGAUACGUUAGAGAAUGGUAUUUGCUUGGAUCUACCAGGAAUUUAUAAAUUAGAUAUCGAUUUACAGUUUCCUUAUCCUUGGUACGAUCUACUUCCACCAAUGCAUGAAGGCCAUCUCAACGCUACCAAACAAAAUAAUAACAGUAAUAAUAUUCCCCUUACAAUGCAACCGUCCAUUAAAACAAAUAAUAAUGGCGCUAAUAAUAAUAACCAAACAGUUUACUCCUUCGAUCUUAACACUGACAAGACUUUUGAACUAGAUAACGUCGUUUCCCACACAGCAAAGAGACAUCGUGUUCUUAAUCAACUGAUUAAUAACAACGAUUUAAAGACAACACCUUUACUCACUUUACAAUUUACAUUCAUGGCAGGUUUAGUAGAUCCAUUAUCUCAACCACCUCCAAACAACAAACAAGUGAUCUCAUUACAUCUGUUAUAUUCCAUGUUUAUUGGGUUAAUGUAUCCGAAUUUAAAAGAGUGUUUCAAUGCAAACGAUGGGUUUAAUUGGAAAUUUCAUAUUUGUUUCAAUAUGGUCAAACUAAUUAAUAAUUCCAUGGUAAUAUUAAAAUGUGACAAUUUCAACAAAUUGAACGAUAUAAUCAAUAGCAAUAAUGAUAACGAUGAAGGAACUGAAAAUGAUGAUGAUGAUGCGUGGAAACUGAAACUAAAUGAAUGGAUCCCGCACGGUAUCAAUACUCAAGAUCUAGAAUUAAUUUAUAUGAUUAAUAUCAUGGCCGUCUAUACAAUAUAUCAAUUAUAUUCAGAUUUACCCAUUCAAAUGAAUCCAUUCCUAUCAUGUUUAAUUACAUUGUGGAAAAAUUUAUCAGCAAUUAUCCUAUUGGGUUUAGACAUUGAUCGAUCCGAGGAGGCACGUAAAACUUUUAGCACCCCCCUUUUGGUGAGAGCAACUAUUCGUGGAGCUGCCUCAUUAAGAGCUGUGGUGGCAACUAUACUGAAUAAUCAUGUCGACGUAAAUGAACAUGAUUUCAAACAUGAACCAUUAAACACUUUCAUGUCACCGCAUGGGAGGAAAUUAUGUCAAGGUGCUCUUUAUGCUGAUAUUAGAUCCCAUGCAGCUGCAAUCUUGGCCUUAGGAGCCGAAUUGGAAGAUGUUACUGAUUUAUUGACUGAUUUACAAGCUGGUGAUAGAUUUGAUGAAGAUAUAAGAUACAUGUUUGAUUACGAAUAUGAUGAUUAUAAUGAUUUUAAGGAUGAUGUUGAAGAACAAGAAGAAAUGGAGAUAAUGGGAUCCUUCCCUAGAAGGUGUAAUUGUAUCUUUGAAGAUGAUAAUAUUAUAAAUGAUGAUACAGACAAUAUAAAUGAAAAUGAUGAAGAUGACGACGACGAACAAGAAGAAUACGUCGAUGCUAUUGAAGGAGUCACAAAGGAUACACCCCAUAAUAAUUUGAACCCACAUGAUGCAAUAAGAACAAGAAACUCACAUCCAAAUUCCAAAAGAUCAAAAUCAUCAUUCGAAUUUGAUUAUGGUGGUAAAGAUUGGAGGGAUAUACCGCGUGGGUUCAAUCUUUAUUAUUCUCCAUCUUAUCAUUUUAUCAAAUCCCCAAUGAUGGAAACCAUCUCUACAUUGACUUCAAAAGCAACUAAUGAGAAAUUGACCACUGAAGAUUCGACAUUAUUGAUAACAGCUGUUGCCUCAUGUAUUAAGCUAGAGCAGGAUAAAAUGAUAUCAAAAGAACUCCUAAAACAUAAUACUGUCAAACAUCCUCACGCGGCGGAAAAUGAAGAUGAUGCUGACUUUAAGAUAGCCACCCCGGAUGAUAUUUAUGAUAUGUGGUCUGAGGAAUCUAAAUUUGAAAGAAUGCUAUACUUGAAUCAAGAUGUCGCCUGGAGGUUGAUGGAUGAAAUGUUAAUGUGCAAUGGGUAUCGUCGUGUAUUAAUUUGGUUUAUUACUCAUAUGGAAUUGAACCAUUCAUUAAUUCAAUAUAUAUUUGAAUUGGUUAUGGGAUUACGUGGUUCGCCCUUCUCUGGUGAAGGUGACGAAACAGAUUCCAAGAAUGAUCUCUUACAUGAGAUAAUGUACGGUCAAGUGAAAAAUAAAGAAAUUGUAACAUCUUUAACCUAUCUACCUUUCUCUAGACAGGGACCAUUGAUAUUAUCAGAGAUUGAAAAUAAAAUGUUAUUGCAAGAAUUCUUCACUAAUGCAGCAAUUUAUUUUUCAUCAAAAUCGAACAAUGAAGGGACCACUAAUAAUGAUAAUGGUGAGGGUAUUGAUGAGGAAGCUGUAAAUUUCUCAGUUUAUUCCACGGGAUUAGUCAAAUUAAUAUGUUUUAUGGUACAAUCUUUAAUGGAGAAUAAUAAAUUUGAUUUUGCUAAAUCGGAAUGUACGUUUGAAUUACAAACAUUAUUAAUGAAUUGGAUAGGUAUUAUCCCUGAAGCUGAAGAUUUGUUUUUCACGUUAAAAUCUGGUGUGUCAUCAUCAUCCACCAAAACUGGACGUGAGAGUGACGAUCAUGAUAAUACUCACGCCGACAAUUUAUCAUUUAGUGACGAUGGCGACACUGGUCACCCAGGUAUAUCUCGAUUUGACACUGAUGACAGCCCCCCAAAUGAAUCAAUAUUUAAUAAGAGAUUAGUUAGUCUACUGCCCAAGAGGAUUAAUGAUAAAGAUGAGAAUGCAGCGGUAUCAACAUUACGUCAUUUUAUUGAAAGGUAUUCAUUUGAUGAAGAAGCGCCCGUAUAUGGUAGAAAAGUGGUGUACAGUGAUGAAAUUGUCUUGCCAUUACCGGCUGCAGAUCAACCUAUAAGUUUCCACGAGUAUUUAACUGAGUUAGAUGAUGAAAUUCGUGAAAAUUCAAUGUAUGAUUAUACAAAGGAAAAAUGA